AUGGUCAGCAUCCAGCAUCCCUGGGCUCCAGGCAAUGGGCACCUAUGCGGAGGAUCCCUCAUCAGCCCACAGUGGGUCCUCACAGCAGCCCACUGCUUCGUCCAGAUCAAGAACAUCAAGGUUGUGAAACUGGUGAUCGGGGCCACCGAUUUGAGUCAGCCAGGCCCCGGGGCACAAGUGCGCCGGAUUAAGAAGCUCGUGUACCACCCAUACUAUUAUCCUGGUCCCGAGUUCAAUGACAUUGCCUUGCUGAAAUUGGACCAGCCUGUCAGGUGCAGUGCCUACAUCCAGAUCCGCUGUGUGGCCGACACCACGGUGAGACUGUCAGAGCUGCAAACCUGCUAUGUUGCUGGCUGGGGUGACACCUUUGAAGGAGAAAAAAAAGCAAGCAAUGUCCUGAAGGAGGCCAAGGUCAGCCUCAUCGACACCCAGGUCUGUAAUGGAAGCGAGUGGAAAAAUGGGAUCCUCCAGCCAUUCCACCUAUGUACUGGCUACCCAGAGGGAGGCGUUGGCACCUGCCAGGGUGACAGCGGUGGUCCUGUCAUGUGCAAAGCCAACAACACUGACUUCUUCUGGAUUGUCGGAGUGAACAGCUGGGGAAAAGGCUGCGGGAGACCCAUGCAGCCUGCAAUCUCCACCUCAACUCAGUACUACUAUGACUGGAUCCUGGGCGAGGUGGGCCUCAUCCCAACAGGAACACCUUCUCCUUCGAGUGAUUUUACAACCACCUACACCACCUCCCAGAGUCCAAGCUGG
Molecule: messenger RNA, 756 nt
Organism: Acanthisitta chloris (rifleman)
Lineage: Eukaryota; Metazoa; Chordata; Aves; Passeriformes; Acanthisittidae
Product: acrosin-like
Exons: 4
Biological process (GO): proteolysis; acrosome reaction
Molecular function (GO): serine-type endopeptidase activity
Source: RefSeq, a predicted model, not a curated record